UUCGGGGAGCUGAGACAGAAGCUUCAGUGAGGCUCUAAUUUGGCUGCUGCUCUAGGAUCCGGAACUGAAGGGUUCAGCCCGCUUUUUCCCCCCCUUAAUGUGACGAAUUCUGGAUUUAAUGGGGGAAAACGUACGUGAAGUUCCCGGGGAUAUAACCUGACGAAUCCCCCAUCUUCAUUUCCCCUCUGCCUUACGGUUGACUGCAGUACCCAGGGUGUACUUAACUUCCAGCUGUCUGCGGCCAUCUCUAAACUGUGUCAAUGAGAAUGUCCCUGGCUCAGAGAGUGCUGCUCACUUGGCUUUUUACAUUACUCUUCUUGAUCAUGUUGGUGUUGAAACUGGAUGAGAAAGCACCCUGGAACUGGUUCCUUAUAUUCAUACCAGUCUGGAUAUUCGAUACCAUUCUCCUUGUAAUGCUGAUUGUGAAGAUGGCUGGACGAUGUAAGUCUGGCUACAACCAUCGAAAUGGACCACGACAUAUGAAAAGAAAGGUCUGGUACUUCAUAGCCAUGUUACUCAAGUUGGCAUUCUGUCUUGCGCUCUGUGCUAAACUGGAACAGUUUACUAACAUGAAUCUGUCGUAUGUUUUUAUUCCUUUAUGGGCCUUACUGGUUGGGGCUAUGACCGAACUUGGAUAUAAUGUCUUUUUUGCUCGGAGAGACUGACUUUUAACUAUGGCUUUUCAAUAUUGCUUGCAGAAUAGCAAAAAAAAAAAAAAAAAGUAUUCUGGAUAUUUACAAACUUCAAGGCUACCAAGGAACUGAAAAUCAUACCAAAUGCAGUUUUAUACUGUUUCACUUAGUGUUAAAUCACAUAAAUUAUUCAAGGACUUGAAGACAGCAUGAAAAGUAUUUAUUCUACAAUUGAAUUAUUAGUCUCCUUAUCCCUUCUUAUACUUGUAAAAAUAAAACUUUGUUUUGAACCACA
Molecule: messenger RNA, 927 nt
Organism: Trichosurus vulpecula (common brushtail)
Lineage: Eukaryota; Metazoa; Chordata; Mammalia; Diprotodontia; Phalangeridae
Gene: TMEM60
Product: transmembrane protein 60
Exons: 2
Coding region: 261-665 (134 amino acids)
Source: RefSeq, a predicted model, not a curated record